AUGGACAAGUCUGAAGUCAGCAAGAUAGGGCCAGACGUCGCCACCAAGUUUAUCUCUCUCGACCGAACAACAUUUGACUCUGCUAUCAACGAGUACUUUGACGACAAUUGCACUCAAACCUCUCGUCUCCUCACUCUCCGAGGCGUGUCGAGGAUCAAGAAGCUUGCGCAGCUUGAAGCUUUUCCCGCCACUGCCUCUUACCUAAUUGAAGAACCCCAUUAUGACGUAGAUGACGAAACCAUCUCUUUUGCGUACGAACGCAUCUAUAUACCCGCCGUUCCCUCCUUCCUCCCCUUUUCGGCUUUUCUGAACGCUUAUCUUUCCAACAUCAAGUUCAACUCCAUCUGGGAUUCUCGAAUUCAUUUGAACGUCGCCGAGAAUGAUGACGGUGAGACCAAGCUUUACGUUACCAAGGUGGGGCCGACCGAAAGGCGAGGGACUUAUUGGUUUGAAAACAUCCUCCCGUUUUUCAUCAUCAGCCCCCUAUUGAGUUUCUUCCUGUCCCUCGCUUUCGACAUCACCAGCAUCUUGUCCCGUCACCCCAUCGCCGAGGAAGGCCCCUUCGGUGCAGCCUACUCUACCAUUGCCGAAUUCAUCGGGCAGGAAGGCUCUGUGGAUACUGAAAUAGGGUACAAGAACCAUGUAGUUUGGCCUGUUCGAGCCAUCGGCGUAAUCAUCCGACUCAUUGGCAACUCUAUCACUUCCUCGCUCUCCUUCAUCCACUCCACCCUCCACCUCGACAACACCAACCCCAUCAUCCAACUGGUAUCCUCCAUCCUCGGCUACUCGCUCGCCAUUCUCUCCGUCCUCUACUCGAACGCCCAGCACUUUGUGUAUACGCUCUUUGGCGUCGCAGAGGGCGAGGCAGAAAAAUGGGGCAUGGCGGCGGGAGAGUACAAGGCUUUGGGGGAGAGGUAUGUGGGCCAGACGUAUGGGGUCAUUGAUGAGGGGCUUUCGAAUGCAAAGAAGGUUGUCAGAAAGCAUGCUCAAGAACCGAGCCGCAACUUACCUGCAGCCAAGAGCCCAUUCAAAGACCGAUCUUGGCCACCUCAGCACAGCUCGCAAGAACCCGGUGCGCCUAGCUAUGUGACCGUGGCCAAGGAAGGCAUUGACAUAAGCCCUUCGCCUCAACAUGCUCACAACUCUCGAGAGCCCGGAGCUCCGAGCUAUGCCGCUGCUACCAAGGAGUGA
Molecule: messenger RNA, 1191 nt
Organism: Cryptococcus amylolentus CBS 6039
Lineage: Eukaryota; Fungi; Basidiomycota; Tremellomycetes; Tremellales; Cryptococcaceae
Exons: 8
Coding region: 1-1191 (396 amino acids)
Source: RefSeq, a predicted model, not a curated record